AUGGGAAAGCGCAAUUUCUACAUCAUCCUCAGUUUGGGUGUAUUUUUGACCGUAUCACUCUACUUGUAUAAUGGAAUCGAGACCGGAGCAGAAGCGAUAGCCAAAAGACAGCAAUAUGUAGAUGAAUUACGUCGCAAAAUCGGGAGCCUUGAACAAGUUGCCGAGCAAAAUGGAAAGACGAUAGACCGAUUAGAGCAACAAGUGAGACAAGUGAAGGUAGAAAAAUCAGUCGAUUUUGAUGAGGAUAAAGACAAAACAGAAGAAAAAGAACAAGAGCAAGAGGUUGCACCAGUUCCUGUUAGAGGAAAUCGUGGAAAUGAAGGAAUGGCUCAUAUUCAUCAAGUUCAAAAACAUCAUAAACCGACUCCACCAAUGACUGAUAUCUGUAAUAUACGUGAAAACAUUAGUGUCGCGCAUUCCGAUCUUCAGAUGCUGGAUCUCUAUGACACCUGGAAGUUUGAAAACCUCGAUGGUGGUGUGUGGAAACAAGGAUGGAAAAUUGAAUAUGAUGCAGUAAAAGUGAAAGCUUUGCCCCGUCUUGAAGUAAUCGUUAUUCCUCACUCUCAUUGUGAUCCUGGAUGGAUUAUGACUUUCGAUGAGUAUUACAGUCGACAAACACGUAAUAUUCUCAACGGAAUGGCGAAACAUCUUGGAGAAAAAGACGAAAUGCGUUUCAUUUACGCAGAAAUUUCAUUCUUUGAGACAUGGUGGAGAGAACAAAGCGAAGAAACAAGGAAAAAAGUGAAAGGAUAUCUGGAAGCUGGAAAAUUGGAAAUUGUAACUGGUGGAUGGGUAAUGACAGACGAAGCGAAUGCUCAUUAUCACUCAAUGGUCACUGAAUUGUUCGAAGGACAUGAAUGGAUUCAGAAUCAUCUCGGAAAAAACGCGAUUCCGAAAUCUCACUGGUCAAUUGAUCCUUUCGGAUUGUCCCCUUCUCUGCCUCAUCUUCUAACUUCUGCUAACAUCACUAAUGCUGUAUUGCAACGAGUUCACUACUCAGUCAAACGUGAGUUAGCGUUGAAAAAGAACCUCGAAUUCUAUUGGAGACAACUAUUUGGUUCAACUGGACAUCCGGAUCUUCGUUCUCACAUUAUGCCAUUCUAUUCAUAUGAUAUUCCACAUACUUGUGGACCGGAACCAUCAGUAUGUUGUCAAUUUGAUUUCCGCAGAAUGCCAGAUGGAGGAAAAUCUUGUGAUUGGGGAAUCCCACCACAAAGAAUCACCGAUGAAAAUGUUGCUGAAAGAGCUCAAAUGAUUUAUGACCAAUACAGAAAGAAGAGUCAACUAUUCAAGAAUAGUGUGAUUUUCCAACCACUGGGAGACGAUUUCAGAUAUGACAUCGAUUUUGAAUGGAACUCACAAUAUGAAAACUAUAAGAAGUUAUUCGAGUACAUGAAUUCGAAAUCAGAAUGGAAUGUUCAUGCACAAUUUGGAACUCUUUCUGAUUACUUCAAAAAGUUGGAUACUGCUAUUUCUGAGUCUGGCGAGAAGUUGCCAACACUUUCUGGAGAUUUCUUCACGUAUGCAGACAGAGAUGAUCAUUAUUGGAGUGGAUACUUCACGUCCCGUCCAUUCUACAAGCAACUCGAUCGUGUUCUUCAGCAUUAUCUCCGUUCUGCAGAAAUCGCUUUCAGUCUUGCAAAUAUUGAAGAGGAAGGAAUGAUGGAAUCAAAGGUUUUCGGGAAACUUGUAACCGCCCGUCGUGCUCUUUCACUAUUCCAACAUCAUGAUGGUGUAACUGGAACUGCGAAAGAUCAUGUUGUUCUGGAUUAUGGUCAGAAAAUGAUUGAUGCCUUGAAUGCUUGCGAAGACGUUCUUUCUGAAUCUCUUGUCGUUUUGCUUGGAAUAGACUCUACUAAAAAGAUGGAAAUGGACGAGAAGAGAGUUAAUGAAAAUCUGUUGCCUGAAAAACGGGCUUACAAAGUUGGACAAAAUGUUGUUCUCUUUAACACUUUGUCUCGCAACAGAAAUGAACCUGUCUGUAUUCGAGUGGACUCUGUAGAUGCUGGUAUUGAAGCGGAACCACCGGUUACCAAACAACAAAUUUCGCCAGUUAUUGAAUAUAACGAAGAGUCGAAAAAACUCGUAGUUAAAGAUGGAGUAUUUGAGUUAUGCUUCUUGGCUUCUCUCGGGCCGAUGGAAUCUGUCAGUUUGAAACUUGUCAAGAGUACAACUACAUCCAAAUCUGAAAUUCGAACCAAUAGUAAAAUUCAAGUAGACAGCAGUUUCAAGUCAUCAUCUGUGGGAAACGGUGAUUUCAUCGUUCAGAAUGAUAAAGUGAAAGCUGAAUUUGAUGGAGAGAAUGGAAUGAUCAAGAAAGCGACAAGUCUUGUAGAUGAUAAACCGAUUGAUUUGAAUUCUCAUUUCGUUCACUACGGAGCAAGAAAAGCAAGAAGGAAGUUUGCGAAUGGAAACGAAGACAAUCCGGCGGGCGCUUACCUGUUCCUUCCCGAUGGUGAAGCGAGAGAACUCAAAAAAGAAGAAAAUGAAUGGAUUGUGAUUGAAGGAGAUCUUGUACGAAGAGUGUUUGCUACUCCAAUGAAUGAUUUGAAGAUUCUUCAAACAUAUACUCUUUAUCAAGGUCUUCCAUGGAUCGACUUGGAUAAUGAAGUGGAUGUUCGAUCGAAAGAAAACUUCGAAUUAGCUUUGAGAUUCAGUACAUCCAUUAGCAGUAAUGACGAAUUCUUCACUGAUCUCAAUGGUCUUCAAAUGAUAAAGAGACGCCGACAAACUAAACUUCCAACGCAAGCGAAUUUCUAUCCAAUGUCCGCUGGAGUUUACAUUGAGGACGAUGCUUCCAGAAUGACGAUCCACUCGGCCCAAGCUCUUGGAGUCAGCAGUUUAGCUUCUGGUCAAAUCGAAAUUAUGCUCGAUCGACGGCUCAGUUCUGAUGAUAAUCGAGGUCUUCAACAAGGAGUUAGAGAUAACAAAAGAACGGUUGCACACUUCCGUAUUGUGAUUGAGCCGAUGUCUCCAACUUCGUCGAACAAAAAAGAUGAAAGAGUUGGAUUCCAUUCACAUGUUGGCCAUCUUGCUACGUGGUCACUCCAUUAUCCGGUUGUUAAAAUGAUGGGAGAAACAACACCAAAAUCGAUUGCGUCUAAAAAUCUGGAACAAGAGUUGAAUUGUGAUUUACACGUAGUAACAUUCCGAACACUCGCUUCACCGACAACUUACGAAGCAAAUGAAAGAUCUACUGCAGCUGAAAAGAAGGCUGCAAUGGUGAUGCACAGAGUUGUUCCAGAUUGUAGAUCACGUCUCUCUCUUCCUGAUACGUCAUGCUUAACAUCUGGAAUCGAAAUUGAACCGCUGAAACUGAUCUCAUCACUAAAGUCUGCGAGACAAACAUCAUUGACUAAUUUAUACGAAGGACAGAAAUCUGAACAAUUCAAAUUACAGCCAAAUGAUGUGUCUAGUAUUCUUGUAUCUUUUUAA
Molecule: messenger RNA, 3435 nt
Organism: Caenorhabditis remanei
Lineage: Eukaryota; Metazoa; Nematoda; Chromadorea; Rhabditida; Rhabditidae
Exons: 11
Coding region: 1-3435 (1144 amino acids)
Biological process (GO): protein deglycosylation; N-glycan processing; mannose metabolic process
Cellular component (GO): Golgi membrane
Molecular function (GO): carbohydrate binding; alpha-mannosidase activity
Source: RefSeq, a predicted model, not a curated record